AUGCUCAAACCGUGGAGGCGUACGCAGCCCUCAGCCAAGUCCCAAGUGCUGCUGGGUUUCAGGCCUGUCACGUCUCAGCCUUUAUCUUGUCACAUGUCAGGGUUUGAGACCGGCUUCACCAGCGGCGGUCAGUUUGCGGUGGUCAGGAGGUGUCGGCACAGAGACACCGGAGUGGAAUACGCCGCCAAGUUCAUCAAGAAGCGCCGCAGUAAGUCCAGCCGGCGAGGAGUGUCCCGGGACGACAUCGAGCGCGAGGUGGACAUCCUGAAGGAGCUCCAGCAUCCCAACAUCAUCACCCUGCACGAGGUCUUCGAGAACAAGGCCGAGGUCAUUCUCAUUCUGGAACUAGUGGCGGGCGGAGAGCUUUUCGACUUCCUGGCAGAGAAGGAGUCUUUGAGCGAAGAGGAGGCCACACAGUUCCUCAAGCAGAUCCUGGAUGGAGUCCUGUACCUACACUCCAAGCAAAUCGCACACUUUGACCUCAAGCCGGAGAACAUCAUGCUGCUGAACCGCUCCGUGCCUCAUCCACGCAUCAAACUCAUCGACUUCGGUCUGGCCCACAAGAUCGACUUUGGCAACGACUUUAAAAACAUCUUCGGCACCCCGGAAUUCGUCGCUCCAGAAGUGGUUAACUAUGAACCUCUGGGCCUGGAGGCGGACAUGUGGAGCGUUGGUGUGAUAACCUACAUCCUACUGAGCGGAGCGUCACCAUUUCUAGGCGACAAUAAACAGGAGACUCUGGCCAAUGUCUCUGCAGUGGAUUACACGUUUGAAGAAGAGUUCUUCAGCAGCACCAGCUUGUUGGCCAAAGACUUCAUUACAAGACUCCUCACUAAAGACCCAAAAAAAAGAAUGACUAUCCAGGACAGCCUCCUACACCCCUGGAUUAAGCCGAAAGACACGCAGCAGGCACUGAGCAGGAAGGAGUCUGCUGUCAACAUGGAGAAGUUUAAAAAGUUUGCAGCACGAAGAAAGUGGAAACAAUCUGUGAGACUCAUUUCCCUGUGCAACCGGCUGUCUCGCUCGUUCUUGUCCAGAAGUAACAUCAGUGUGGCCCGCAGCGAUGACACCCUGGACGAGGAAGACUCGUUUGUGAUGAAGGCCAUUAUCCACGCCAUCAACGACGACAACGUUCCCGGUCUGCAACACCUGCUGGACUCGCUCAACAGUUACGACGUCAACCAACCCAACAAGCACGGCACGCCUCCGCUCCUGAUCGCAGCCGGCGGUGGAAAUAUUCAGAUCAUCGAGGUGUUGAUGAGGAAGGGGGCUGAAAUCAAAGCCAAUGAUAAGAGCGGAGCCAACGCUAUCUACUACGCAGCGAGACACGGACACGUGGACACGCUGAGGUUCCUGCACGAAAAGAAGUGUCCUCUGAACGUGCAGGACAAGUCUGGGGAGGCGGCUCUCCAUGUCGCUGCGCGGUACGGAAAUGUGGACGUGGUGAGCUACCUCUGCAGCAUCAAGGCCAACCCAGACCUCUGCGACCGGGAGCAGGAGACGCCUCUGCACUGCGCUGCGUGGCACGGGUACUCGGCUGUGGCCCGGGCGCUGUGUAAGGCCGGCUGCCAUGUGGACGCCAAGAACCGAGAGGGGGAGACGGCGCUGCUCACGGCCUCCGCACGCGGCUUCAGGGACAUCGUGGAGUGUCUGAUUGAGCACGGGGCCAACGUCGAGGCCACUGACAAGGACGCUCACACUGCUCUGCAUCUGGCCGUGAGGAGGUGUCAGGUGGAGGUGGUCCACUGUCUCCUCAAACACCGCUGUAACGUGGACCAGCAGGAUCGCCAUGGAAACACACCCCUCCACGUCGCCUGCAAAGACGGGAACCUUCCCAUCGUCAUCGCCAUUUGCAACGCCAAGGCCAACCUGGACCUACCCAACAAAUCUGGGAGGACUCCUCUGCACUUAGCCUCGAAUAACGGCGGUCUGGAGGUGGUGCGACAUCUCUGCCUCGCUGGAGCCAACACCGAAGCGCUCACAAAUGACGGAAAAACGGCUGAAGACUUGGCCUGCCACGAACAACACGAACUCAUAGUGUCACUCUUUGGAAAACUCAAGAAGGACAACCACAAACAGACGUACACCCAGCAGCUGCGGCCCACUCACACCGUGCAGCCGCGGAUCAAGCUGAAGCUGUUCGGACACUCGGCGUCUGGGAAGAGCACGCUGCUGGAGUCCCUGAAGUGUGGCAUCCUGCGCAGCUUCUUCAGGAGGAGGAGGACACGGAUGACCAACUCCACCCGCCAUCCCAGCUCCCCGCUCAGCUCCAAACCCGCAGUCUCUGUGAGCAUCUCCAACCUGUAUCCCGGCUGUGAGAACGUGAGCGUCCGCAGCCGCAGCAUGAUGUUCGAGCCCAGUCUGACCAAAGGCGUCCUGGAGGUGUUUUCCCCCGUCCACAACGGCCUCUCUGCAGGCGACGAGCAGGCGACCAAGGCCAUCGACAUCCAGCACGCCAGCAUCCACGGAGUGGGGGACUUCAGCGUGUGGGAGUUCUCUGGAAACCCUGUGUACUACUGCUCCUACGACUACUUUGCGGCCAACGACGUGACGUCCAUCCACCUGGUGCUGUUCAGUCUGGAGGAGCCGUACGAGACCCAGCUCAGCCACAUCACCUACUGGCUCAACCUGCUCAAGGCUCUGACCCUGCCUCAGAGCAACAUCGGUUUUGGAGGUCGGAUCCCGCUGCCUCUCGCCGUCGUGCUCGUGGCAACUCAUGCCGACCUCGCAGACAUCCCUCGAAGUUUCUCCGGAGACUUCAGUUAUGACAAAGAGCGAACGCUGCUGAAGGAAGUGAGGAACAGGUUCGGCAACGACCUGCAGAUCAGUGACAAGCUGUUCAUCAUGGACGCCGGAGCCUCCAACUCGAAAGACAUCAAACUGUUGAGGAGUCACCUGCAGGAGUUGCGCUCAAGCAUCAUCUCUAGGUGCAGUCCCAUGACCCUGCUGUCGGAGCGCCUGCUAGCUGCUCUACCGUCGUGGAGGAAAAUGAGUGGACCAAACCAGCUGACGUCAUGGCAACAGUUUGUCUUUGAUGUUCAGGAGCACAUCAAUCCUCUGGUCAGCCAGGAGUAUCUGCGCACUCUGGCUCUGCAGCUGCACAGCAUGGGAGAGAUCAACAUCAUGCAGAGCGAGACGGUGCAGGACGUGGUUCUGCUGGAGCCGCGCUGGUUGUGUGGCAACGUCCUGGCCAAGCUGCUGUCGGUGGACACUCCCAAGGCCAUCCACCACUACAGGGGGCGCUACAGGCUGGACGAGGUGCAGACGCUGGCCCCGGACAGCGACGUGGACGAGCUGCUCCAGAUCUUAGACGCCAUGGACAUCUGCGCCCGCGACGCCACCAACCCCUCCAUGGUGGACAUCCCGGCGCUCAUCAAGACCAGCGGCUUGCAUCGAUCCUGGACCGAGGAGGAGGAGGAGGAGGCGCUGCUGUACGGGGGGGUGCGCCUGGUCCCCGCCGAGCACCUCACCGCCUUCCCCUGCGGCCUGUUCCACAAACUGCAGGUGAAUCUGUGCCGGUGGAGCCAUCAGCAGAAGCCGGAAGACGAGGGUUCUGAAGAGGUGGACGGAGAUAUACACUUAUGGUUGAACGGUGCGCGCGUUAGCCAGGGUGGCGCCGAGGCCAUGGUGCUGCUGGUUAACCACGGACAGGGCAUCGACAUCCAGGUUCGCGGGCCCGACUCUCAAAGGGCCAAGUGCUACUCCCUGCUGGACACCAUGUGCAGCAUCACCGAGAACCUCCUGGCCUCCACCUUACCCGGCCUCCUCACCGCCAAGUACUACCUCAGCCCGCAGCAGCUGAAGGAGCACCACACGCCCAUAAUGGUCUACCAGCCCAAAGACUUCCUCCGGGCACAGGUCCAGCGGGAGACCUCGCUCACCAACACCAUGGGAGGCUACCGCGAGAGCUUCAGCAGCAUCUUGACGUUCGGUUGCGCGGAAGUGUACCAGCAAGGCGUGCUGGGGACUCACGUACACAUCUCGGACGUGGCGCUGUUGGCGAGGAGAAAGCUUUGCCGGAUGUUGGACCCGCCGGACGCUUUGGGGAAGGACUGGUGUCUCCUGGCGAUGAACCUGGGGCUGACGGAGCUGGUGGCCAAACACGGUAACGGGACUCCGAACGGUACGGCCAACGGGAGCGGCGAUCUGGGUAGCGCAGACGACGACGCGCCAAUCCCGCCGAGCCCGACCGCGGCCUUACUGCAGGAGUGGAGCGCGCGGCCGGACAGCACGGUGGGGGUGCUCAUGUCCAGACUGAGAGAGCUGGGCCGCAGAGACGCCGCGGACUUCCUGCUCAAAGUUUCCCCCGUGUUUAAAGUCAACAUGGAGGCCGUCGGCGCCACUUGCGGCUACACCCCGACAUGCAACGGCGGCACGUCCUACAACUCAAUCAGCUCGGUCAUAUCGCGCUGA
Molecule: messenger RNA, 4413 nt
Organism: Knipowitschia caucasica
Lineage: Eukaryota; Metazoa; Chordata; Actinopteri; Gobiiformes; Gobiidae
Source: the annotation of a GenBank genome assembly